CACCUCUGUUGCUAAGCAACAGACCUUACUCACUCUAUAAGCCCUAGGAGAAGCCCCGGACCAAGGUGCUCCUUGCAGGAAGUUUUGCCUGAGAAGGACAUUGAGAAGUAGGUGGGGAAGAUGCUGCGGCUUAUCAUGCAGUCGGCCAAGAUUAGCCCACCCCUAAGCCCCCCACCCAGACCCUGCGUGUCCGUGUACUUCAGAGAUGUCAAGAGGACAACUCGUGAGGUGGAGGGCAAUCACCCCGUGUGGAAUGAGACGCUCAUCUGGCACCUCUGGAACCACCCGCUGCAGAAGGACUCUUUCCUGCAAAUCACCCUUCGAGACAUGGGCUCAGUGAAGAAGGAAAGGUUCAUUGGCAUGGCCACAGUACUGCUCAAGCCCUUGGUGAAAAAGCCAAGAAAGAUCCUUUUUGUGAAUGACCUAACCCUGCUCAACCAUUCCAUGAUGCCCACAGAGUGCGCCGUCACCUUACAGGCAGCCCUUGUGACCUACAAGGAUAUCGAGAAGACCGGCGAUGAAGACCUCCUGGCCAUAACAGCUCAAGAGGCGGCCAAGCAGAAGCUGAUGUUUCCCAGCGCCACAGUGCACAAGGCUCUGUCCCCAAAGCCUCAGCACUUCCAGGUCCGAGUGCAGGUGUUUGAAGCCCGGCAGCUGAUGGGCAACGACAUCAAGCCAGUGGUGAAGGUGGUCAUCGGAGGCCACCAGCACCACUCACGGAUCAAGAUGGGGAACAACCCUUUCUUCAAUGAGAUCUUCUUUCAGAAUUUUUAUGAGGCUCCUAUGAAGUUCUUCGAUGAGAUUAUCUUAAUCCAGGUGAUGAAUUCCUCAGUGAUGAGAUUCAACGCAGAGAUCGGGAGAUUCCAAACAGAUAUUGGGUUCAUCUACAACUGUCCAGGUCACACACUCCUGAGGAAAUGGCUUGGCCUCUGCCAGCCAAACGAACGCAACAGUGGUGUGAGAGGCUACCUGAAAGUCACCAUCUGUGCCCUCGGUGUGGGAGACCAGGCACCGGUCGACCAAAAACUGAUCUAUAGGGUUGAGGACACGGACACCCAGAUCUUCAAGUCGUCGGUGGUGCCCAUCAGCAUAGCCUACCUACAGUUCUUCAUCUACUGCGCCGAGGACCUCCACCUCAAGAAACACUACUCUGUGAGUCCUAUGUUGGAGGUGGAACUAAUUGGGGAAAAGCUCAAGACACAUGUGCAGACCCAAACCGAGAGCCCGAUAUGGAACCAGAUCCUGACCUUCCGGAUUCAGCUUCCCUGCCUCUCCAGCUACAUCAAGUUCAGAGUCUUGGACUGCCCCAGGAACAGGUGCAAUGAUGAGAUCGGGACAGUCAGCCUGUCCCUCAACCAGAUCUCGUCCACUGGAGCUGAAAUAGAAGGAAUGUACUCUGGCUUCCUACCCUGCUUUGGCCCCAGCUUCUUGACUCUCCGUGGGGGUAAAAAGGCCCCUUUCAGAAUGAAGGAAGAAGACCCUAAUAUUCCCAACAUUGUCAAGGAUGGUUUAGCUUAUCGAGGCCGGGUCUUCCUGGAGUUAAUCACCCACGUCAAAUCCCGUCAAGAAGCUAAGAUGAAGGAUCUCUCCCUAGAUGUGAUCAGCGUAGAGAAGCACCAGAACCGACAGAAGUAUGGGCUGUGCGUCAUCUUCCUUUCCUGCACCAUGAUGCCUGACUUUAAGGACCUGAUCCAAUUUGAAGUCAGCAUUGGUCACUAUGGAAACAAGAUGGACCUGAGUUACAAGCCUCUUGUCUCAACCACACAGUACAGCCCAGCGAUAUACGAUGGGAACAUCUACCAUUACGUGCCCUGGUACAACACCAAGCCCGUCGUGGCCGUGACCUCCUUUUGGGAGGAUGUCGGCUUCCGUAUGAACUGCCUCAACCUCCUCCAAUUCACGCGGGAUCGCCUGAAGGCCAACCUGGACACCCUGAAGUCCAUGAGGAAUCCGAGGGACCCGGCUCUGCUUCCCCAGUGGGAGAAACUGCUGAGGGAGCUGGUGGAGGACUGCAAGCAGCCGCUGCCCUGCAUGACCAGUCAGCCCAAAGCCACCGACCUGGACAAGAACAGGUGGAAGCUCCGCCGCCUCCUUCUGCAGGAACUGGCCCAGAAGGCCAAGCAGGCGCCCCCCAGGGACAUGGUGGCCACUGCAGAGGGCUGGCUGUACCGCCUCAAUGCUGUGCUCCCCGAGCCGCAGAUGAAUCUCCCGGAUGUGAUGAUCUGGCUGAUGGCCCGGGAGCAGCGGGUGGCCUACGCUCAAGUGCCUGCCCACAGCAUCCUGUUCUCCCCAAAUGGGGCCCGGCACUCCGGCAGGUUCUGCGGGAAGACACAGACCCUAUUCCUGCAGUACCCAGAAGGAGAAGGAGAGAAGGACACCCUCCCCGCCCAGCUCCGGGUCUGCAUGUGGCUCGGCAAUGUGACUGACAGCAGGGACCUGGAGCUGCUCCGCCAGGGCGAAGUGGUCGUGUAUGCAGAGACGUAUGAGAACCAGGCCAAGUUUAAGGACCAGUGGGGACAACAGUUCCUGCAACACUGCCCCAACUUCUCGGACGUCACGGGGCACAAGGCCCUUCCCAAGGAAGAUUUCAAAGAGCCCCACGGAUGGCACUGGGCGGGUCCGUGGACAGUGGAGCCUCAGAGGAGGCUGCUCCUGGACACGGACAUCAACAAGAGCCAGGUGCUGGAGGAGGUGUAUGAGAACCAGCGCCGGGAUGCCAUGGGGACCUGGGUGCCUGCCGCCAUCCCCAACACGGAUGUGGUGAGCAGGAGGCAUGGGGGACAAUCCAUGCUCCCGGUGUGGGGGGGCCUUGGAAGCUGGGAGCGCUGGAUCAGUGGGACCCUGGUGAGCACUGAUGGGGGCCAGUUCCGCGUCUACCCCUUUCCUGAGAACCCGGAAGCUCCCAAGCCCCCUCGCCAGUUCCCGCUUUGGCCUAAGAAAGAGGACUUCCCCCAGCAGUGCCUGGUGCGGGUGUACAUUGUGCGAGCCUUCCACCUGCAGCCCCAAGACUUCAAUGGCCUGUGUGACCCUUACGUGAUCCUGAAACUGGGACAGACGAUGCUUGGCAACCGGGACAAGUACCAGCCCAACACUCUGGACCCCAUCUUUGGCGUGAUGUUUGAACUGAGCUGCACCAUCCCCCUGGAGAAAGACCUAGAGAUCCAGCUAUAUGACUUUGACCUAUUCUCACCUGAUGAUAUGAUUGGAACCACAGUCAUUGACCUUGAAGACCGACUCCUGUCUGGCUUUGGAGCUCGUUGUGGGCUCUCCAAAUCCUAUUGCCAGUCAGGGCCCUUCAGGUGGCGGGAUCAGAUGCCCCCAAGCUUGCUCUUGGAGCACCACGCCAAGCGAAAGGGACUACCGCCGCCUCUCUUCAGCCCUGAGGGUGACUCUGUUUAUUACAACGGGAAAAAAUUCGAACUGCAAAGCUUUGAACUCAAGCCCCCUAGAGCGCGCUUCUUGGGAUCUAAGAAAGAGCGCCUGGCUCUGUACCUCCUGCACACCCAGGGGCUGGUACCCGAGCAUGUGGAGACCCGCACUCUGUACAGUGACAGCCAGCCGGGCAUCGACCAGGGAAAGGUGCAAAUGUGGGUGGACAUCUUCCCCAAGAAGCUUGGGCCUCCCGGCCCCCCAGUCAACAUUGGGCCCAGGAAACCUAAAAGGUAUGAGCUCCGCUGCGUUAUCUGGAAAACCACCCUUGUGGACCCGAAGGAGAAGAGUUUAAGUUACGACAGGAUAAACGACAUCUAUGUCAAAGGGUGGCUCUUCGGGCUGGAGAAGGACAUGCAGAAGACGGAUGUCCACUACCGCUCCCUGACGGGGGAGGGCAUCUUCAACUGGCGGUUCAUCUUCACCUUGGACUUCCUGGCAGCAGAGCACGUGUGUGUCCUGAGCGAGAAGGACUACAUAUGGAGCCUGGACCCCACGGUGACGAAGUUCCCAGCCCGGCUCAUCAUCCAGGUCUGGGACAACAACAUCAUCUCCACGGAUGACUUCCUAGGGGUCCUGGAGCUGGACUUGUCGGACAUGCCCCUCCCGGCCCCGCACGCCAGGCUGUGCUCUGUGAGGAUGCUGGAGGCUGACCCCAAGUGGCCCCACUUCCUCCAGCACAAGCACUCGUCCCUCUUUAAGAUGAAGAAUGUGGCUGGCUGGUGGCCUUGCCAGGUUCUCGAUGGUGGCAAAUGGCGCUUGUCGGGUAAAGUGAAGAUGACCCUGGAGAUACUGACAGAAAAGGAAGCCUUAAUCAAGGCAGCAGGACGAGGCCAGUCAGAACCCAACCAAUACCCUACACUCCAUCCUCCCUUACGCACCCACACCCUGUUCAUGUGGUUCCGGUCACCCAUUGGGAAAUUCAUCCGUGUAUUCUGGAGACGCUAUCGCUUCAGAAUCAUAGCCACUGCCAUCAUACUGCUCAUAGGGCUUCUGCUGUUCAACUUUAUCUAUUCGGCUCCAAACUAUUUGGCCAUGAGCUGGAUCAAACCGGAACUUCGGCUGAAUGCCCCCAUUCAAAUAUACGCCAGCAUCAUCAAUGCGCCAAACACCAGCAGCACCAGCUCUUCCAACCUCACCACUCCCCAGCAGAGCCUGGAACCUACAACGGCCCUCAGGCUGAAACACCUCCAGGGACACGUGUCUAUCCAGUCUCCCCUGGAGCUCAAAAACACAAAACAGCCAUCUGCUUCCUCAGUUCCAAAGAAACUGAAGGCCAAGCCCUGGCGCGUGGGGGCGGUCGGGAGGGCCCCACUGUCACCCCACCUGCAGGAGAGACCUACAGCUCGUGGGAAGGACGCGAGAAAGCCAAAGACGACACCACCACCCCCGGUGGCCAAGGGGACCCCCCUUGCCUUCUGCACCGAGCUCUCCCAUCCCAGAAGGCAGGGCAAGGGUGGAUGGGCCGAAGGUUUAGCCAAACCCACCCCUAGAAGGAAAGCCACGCAGAAGGGCAUGUUUGGUUUUCAUCAGCCACGUUAA
Messenger RNA from Bubalus bubalis (water buffalo), 4971 nucleotides. It is a transcript of the gene FER1L5, whose product is annotated as fer-1 like family member 5. The record is from RefSeq and is a predicted model, not a curated record. The transcript has 40 exons. Lineage: Eukaryota; Metazoa; Chordata; Mammalia; Artiodactyla; Bovidae. Gene Ontology annotation, cellular component: T-tubule; membrane; cytoplasmic vesicle. The coding region runs from base 121 to 4971 and encodes 1616 amino acids. Gene Ontology annotation, molecular function: calcium ion binding; calcium-dependent phospholipid binding. Gene Ontology annotation, biological process: T-tubule organization; plasma membrane repair; negative regulation of phagocytosis.